ACAGAAAGCAAGCUAUAAAAUUGCAGAAAGGGUUUGGCAUUUCUUCGUCUUCCUUGAAAUUCUUGAAUUUGAAUUUCAUCUCUAAUUAUCUUUCUGGGGUUCUGUCUGCUUCCAUCAAUGGCUUUUCUACGCACUAUUUUGCUGCUUUUGUUUUUUACCUCUUCAUUCUCCAGCUUCCCUGCUCAAAGUAUCAGAAAGGAGUUGAGGGAUAAGGAGGUUCAGAGCAAGAUUGAUACAUUAAGUCAUUCAGUUCAUUUGAACCGAGUUGAUCCAUCACGAGUCACCCAACUUUUAUGGCAGCCAAGGUCAGGGUCUUCCUAUACAGCAAUUUUCUAACAGAUGAUGAGUGUGACCACAUUAUAUCCCUGGCCCGCAGCAUAAGACAAAAUGUUUUGAGGAAUAAUGGAUCAGAGAAUGCUGGCACAGAUAGGAUGCUUGAAAGUUCAGAAACUCAGUUAAACCUAGAAGUGAGUUUUCAUUCUUUCUGACUAACAAGCUUUACGUGCUCUGCAUUGCUUAUUGAGAAAACUUACUGAAGAAGGGGUUAAGUUUGGUUCUCCAAUUCUUGUGGCAUGUAUGACAAGGGUUUGGCCAUCACCUCUUCCUCUGCUCCCUCCCCCUACCCCAAUCCGAACAAGGGUGAUAUUCUCAUUAAUGUUCAGUUUUAUCUUUUACUGAUGUGAAUUAAAAAAUGUCUCUAAGUUAGUUAGAAAUUGUUUGAUGGCAUUUUAAAACAUGAGGAAACUUUCUCUUCUAUUUCAGUUAUUGUUAUUUCGCACUUGAGGUUCUGAUCUUUAUAAUGCUACUGAAGACAUUCUCAGUCUGAUGGAAGUAGUUUUGUAGCAACAGUUUUGAUUAUUCUUAUCAAUCUAUUUCCUCAGAAAGCAUGCCUAUUUCUCCCAAUUUUUGCUAGGAAAUUAUUUCAUAACUGAAUGACUACUUGCCUUUCUUACUGUGGUAUCCUAUAUCCCAACAUUAUCUAAUAAGAAAGAAAAUAUAAAAUUUUGAAGCUAGAAAGAGAAUUCAGCUAAUUUGUACUGGUUUUCUUUGCAUUGUACAUGAUGUAGGUUUCCUGAAAUUUAUUUCUUGAAUAUUCUGCUAAUAAUCUUUAUUACCAUGAAGUUUAGUGCUUUGAAGGCAAGCUGCCAUCAUCUUUGUUUGGUAUAUAAUUAGGGACAGGUUCUAUGAAAUUUUCUUGUUUGCCUUGAAUUUAACAUGAUCACCCAUCAUCCUCACACACAAGCAGAAUGUCACUCAUGAUUCCACUUUCAAAAAUUGGUGACAAUAGAUGACAUUAUUGACAUGGCAUGUUGCUCUUAAUCUAUGAGUAAAAGUGUAGUCCUGUUUGUGCUUUCAAUUUUUAUAUUUGAACAAUAGGAUGUUCCUAAGAACUAGCUUUUAAAAGGAGUUGAGAAUCAUAAACUUACUGAGAUAAAGUUCAAACUUUCAC
Molecule: messenger RNA, 1450 nt
Organism: Rubroshorea leprosula
Lineage: Eukaryota; Viridiplantae; Streptophyta; Magnoliopsida; Malvales; Dipterocarpaceae
Source: the annotation of a GenBank genome assembly